Messenger RNA from Nannospalax galili (Upper Galilee mountains blind mole rat), 6398 nucleotides. RefSeq names its product RAR related orphan receptor A (gene Rora). The record is from RefSeq and is a predicted model, not a curated record. Gene Ontology annotation, molecular function: zinc ion binding; RNA polymerase II cis-regulatory region sequence-specific DNA binding; nuclear receptor activity. Gene Ontology annotation, biological process: regulation of transcription by RNA polymerase II; negative regulation of inflammatory response. Lineage: Eukaryota; Metazoa; Chordata; Mammalia; Rodentia; Spalacidae. Gene Ontology annotation, cellular component: nucleus. The transcript is spliced from 10 exons. Bases 764 to 1924 code for a protein of 386 amino acids.
CAGGCCACUGCAGCUGCGCCACCGGAGCCGGGAUUGGGGAUCGGCCUGCCUGGUCGGGGGCAGUGGCGCGCGGGGCCGCUCGCCGCUCUGCCGUCCCCUUCGCUCGGUCACUGUCCUAGGUCCUCCUGGCACCCGAGGGGCUUCCCAAAGAAAGUUUGCCCUGAGUCGCUGCACUCUGGGAAGAGCUUCGAGGGUCUGGGAAGCUGGGAGGAAGCUGGGGACGUCCGCACUGGGUCCCCAGGGCCCGCACCCCCGGACAGCUCCGGCCUAGGUUGGGGGAGGCGCGGCGGCCGGGCCGGGUUGUGCAGACGAAUGAUCGUGGUGUCAUCCCGGGGGAUCGGUUAGUGUCCCCAAGCCUCGCAUCCGAGCUCCCCGCCGUCACCCCACACUCACAGCUCACAGCUCCGGAGCGGGCAGCGGCCGGGGAAGUGCGGCGGGUCUGCGCAGCGUCCCCAGGACCCCUCCACUUCCCAAAGCCCCGCGCGCCCAGCGUGCCAAGUCGCCUUCGGUGGCAGCCCCGGCCGUGGCGCGUCCCGGCUACUACUGAGCUCAAAUUGAAAUUAUUCCAUGCAAGAUCUGUGGAGACAAAUCGUCAGGAAUCCAUUACGGUGUCAUUACAUGUGAAGGCUGCAAGGGCUUUUUCCGGAGAAGUCAGCAGAGCAAUGCCACCUACUCCUGUCCUCGUCAGAAGAACUGUUUGAUUGAUCGGACCAGCAGAAACCGCUGCCAGCACUGUCGACUGCAGAAAUGCCUUGCUGUGGGGAUGUCUCGAGAUGCCGUCAAGUUUGGCCGGAUGUCCAAGAAGCAGAGAGACAGCUUAUAUGCAGAAGUACAGAAGCACCGGAUGCAGCAGCAGCAGCGAGACCACCAGCAGCAGCCUGGGGAGGCUGAGCCGCUGACACCCACCUACAACAUCUCAGCCAAUGGGCUGACAGAGCUGCAUGACGACCUCAGCACCUACAUGGACGGGCAUACCCCCGAGGGCAGCAAGGCCGACUCUGCUGUCAGCAGUUUCUACCUGGACAUACAGCCCUCCCCAGACCAGUCAGGACUGGACAUCAAUGGGAUCAAACCUGAACCCAUAUGUGACUACACACCAGCAUCUGGCUUCUUCCCCUACUGUUCCUUCACCAAUGGAGAGACUUCUCCAACUGUGUCUAUGGCAGAACUAGAACACCUUGCACAGAAUAUAUCCAAAUCCCACCUGGAAACCUGCCAAUACUUGCGGGAAGAGCUCCAGCAGAUAACGUGGCAGACCUUCCUACAGGAAGAGAUCAAGAACUAUCAGAACAAGCAGCGAGAGGUGAUGUGGCAAUUGUGUGCCAUCAAGAUUACAGAAGCAAUCCAGUACGUUGUGGAGUUUGCCAAGCGUAUCGAUGGUUUUAUGGAGCUGUGUCAGAACGAUCAGAUCGUGCUUCUAAAAGCAGGUUCUCUAGAGGUGGUGUUCAUCAGAAUGUGCCGUGCCUUUGACUCUCAGAACAACACCGUGUACUUCGAUGGCAAGUACGCCAGUCCCGAUGUCUUCAAAUCCUUAGGUUGUGAAGAUUUUAUUAGCUUUGUGUUUGAAUUUGGGAAGAGUUUAUGUUCUAUGCACCUGACUGAAGAUGAAAUUGCAUUAUUUUCCGCAUUUGUACUGAUGUCAGCAGAUCGCUCAUGGCUUCAGGAAAAGGUAAAAAUAGAAAAACUGCAACAGAAAAUUCAGCUAGCUCUUCAACAUGUUCUACAGAAGAAUCACCGAGAAGAUGGAAUCCUAACAAAGCUAAUAUGCAAGGUGUCUACAUUAAGAGCCUUAUGUGGACGACAUACAGAAAAGCUAAUGGCAUUUAAAGCAAUAUAUCCAGACAUUGUGCGACUUCAUUUCCCUCCGUUAUACAAGGAAUUGUUCACUUCAGAAUUUGAGCCAGCGAUGCAAAUUGAUGGGUAAACAUAGCACCUGAGCGCUUCUAGAAUGUCUGAAGUACAAACACGAAAAAGAAAACAAAACAACAACAACAAAAUAACUGAGACACUUUCUAUGACCCUGCGCAGCCCUGGAGCGCCAACACACUGCACAUCUCUUGGUGAUCGGGGGUCAGGUACCGGAGGGGAAACAAUCGAAACAAAUAAAAGUUGAACUUGUUUUUCUCAUGCAUAUGAUUUCCACUCUGCCUACAGAUAUGGACCCUUUUUCUGUCUCAACUUCUUGAGUGGUUGACCUCUGUUUACAACAGAAGGGUACUAAUGUCGGAGGAGUUCCUUUUCUUGUAGCUCACUGCCCACAGACUCAGCGGGUGACAGCGGAGAGUCCAGUGGUAAUCGGUGCCCGGUGUGCAUAGCGGAAGUUGCGGCAUUACUUUGCACAGCUUGCUCUUUGUUUCAUGAAGGAAGUUUUUGUUUUUCUCACCGAUUAUUGCCAGUCAGCGGAAUGGCGAGAAAAGGGGAUCCAUAGCGCUCGCAACAAUAGCAUUAUAUUACAGGGUAAAUGGGCAUGAAGACUAUAUAUAGCUAAAAGAGAGAUUGUUUAUAUAUUGUUUUAAUUAAUAUAAAAUGUAGUGACUGGUGUAGCUUUUCCUGUUGAAUUGAUAAGGCACUUUCCGUUUUGCACCUUUUUUUCUUUAAAUUAAAUGCUAGCGUGUUCACUGUCGCCAUGUGGCAUGUACACCAGAAACACAAGUUUAACUGAGAAGGCUUGGAAGGUACGUUGGGAGGUAUUUUUGCUGCUGUUUACAAUAAUAAUAAUAAUAAUAAUAAUACUUUUAAAAGACUGGCUGGUCAUAUCCAGAAAUCAACUUGUCGAAUUUUUUUCCCCAUGUGUAAAUUUGGAAUUAGAAAUGGAACACUCCCUAAAUCAUACUUUGCUUUUGCCUAAGAUUAAUAAUAGGUGUGUUUAUGCUUCAUACGGAGUUGAACGACUGACUGGUGCUGUGGGCUUAAAGCAUCAUGUGCAUUUUUUUAAAGCUUUUAAAAAUGCCACCUUUGGGAGGUGAGGGGGGACCUCAUUUUACACAACUGAGUCAUCACGGAGACUCAGUAUCAGCUUAGAACUCUAGUGCUCUCUCAGAACAAAUCAGUAACCUGAGUAUUUAUUGGAAUCUAGCUUUUAUUUAUAAGGACCCAAAGAUUUCGUGUAGAGCAAGCAUUCCCCCACACAAAGCAUUCUUAAGAAUUCAUCUCAGAGCAAAUGUAUUCUACACUAGUUGUCCCUAGACGGCCCUGUUCUAGAAUGUUGCUCUCCAUAUUUGGCAGGCAAUGGAUGGAAGACAGAGGCAGUCUGUGUGGAACCCAUUUCCUUUAUUGAAAUAUUCUAAGUUUUUAAAGUGGAAGUGACGCCAGCUGCAGACAUUUGUGUAUUUUAUCUUCACUAGAAAACUGUGGACUGUAAUUUAUUGUAUUAAAUGUUUAGGAGAUUGUUCAGCUUUUGUGUUCAAAUGAGAAAUACGGAAGUAUUUUUGUUUGUGUUUUUUUGUUUUUUUUUUUAAAUAAUCCCCAGGAGGAGGAGGAAGGAAGGACAGUGUUAGGUAUAAGAAUGUGCAUAUUUUUAAAGACAGAUCCCCUGGGGCUGGAGAGAUGACUGAACAGUUAGGAGCACUUACUGCUCUGUACCAAGAGGACUGAAGUUUGGAUCCUGACACCCAUAUCAGAUGGUUCACAAAUACCUGUUACUCCAGCUCCAAAGGAUCCGAUGCCCCCUUCCUGCUUCCAUGGGCACUAAUAUACACAUGUGCAUACACACACACACACACACACACACACACACACACACACAAAUAAAUCUUUAAAAACAAGUGCCCUUUUUGGAGACAAUCUCAGUCACACUAGAGGUGGGAUACAAGCUACUGAUCUGACAUCAAAGACCAUGUCUGUAAAGAAAAGAGAACAUCUUCUAUGGUACAAAGGUGGGGGCUUUCAAGAAUCUCUGUAUGUCUAAGCACCUCCUCCACUGCCUCUAGGGUCAUUCUAGAACCUUUUCAGACAUUUCUGUUCCUGUUAAUGUCCAUCUGGGUUACCAGGGCUGGCUUCCCAGAGCACUUCACUGUUUUUAACUCCACUGACUUCCUGCCUUAUUUACUGAGGGUCUUGGAAAGGAAGAAGGAAUUAUUCACACAGAAGUGUGUGUAUGAAGCCUAAGCAGCAUCGGUUUUUUUUUUCAAAAAAACAUAGUAAACGAUAAAUGGAAAAGUAAUAUUUACUUAAAUUUCUUACAAACAUAUAAAAAUUUAUGUGUUUAUAUAGAGAGGUUAGCUGUCAUAGUAUUUAUAUUGGGGCAAGAAGGGUUUAAAUCAAAUUUUUAUUUAAGCACAUAUAGUUCCUUUAAAAAUAGUAUUUAUACUCUAAAAAGAGCACCAAGUUCGGUUAUUUCUUUGUCCACUUUUUCUGUUGUUUCUCCUGUGUAGGGGAAUGGUGUGGGGUUUGAGGGGGGUUUUUGGUGGGUGUUGUUCGUUAGAUUCACUAAAUUUGGGGAUGGUUUUAUUAAAGUAUAUUAACUUCUUUUUAACCAAAGCUUUCUGCAUAUGACCAGCCUCAGGUGCUAGUGCACUAAAGAGCAACUAAACCUAAUUCCAGUGUCCAAGUGGGAAUAAGAAGAGUUGAUUGAACUUCUCUAAGGGUGAGAGAGUGUAAUGUUGACCUUCAAAGAAAUUCCUUUUCCUAGAAAGGAUUCUGCAUGUACCUAAUUGGGGGGGGGGAUGCUUUAAUCUCAGUAAUAUGCCAGCAACGUUGCUUUUAAAACACACCAAAACAGAGUGAUGGAAUGCUGCUUCUAGGUGUUUCUGAAAGAAAAGCAGGAGGUAGGCUUUCGGAGGAAAGCUCUCUGACAGUGUAGGGAUGGAGCAGUAGAGACAGGCGUGCUCAGAGAGAUGGAUAGGACAAUUGACUAUGAUUUGUACCUAAGUUGGGAUCUGAAGCUCAGUAAUAAACACAGUUGAGAGUAACAGGGGAGCCCAGAAGAGGGUGUAAAAACUCUUGCAGUUUUAUUUUGUUCCUUAUUAUGAGAACACUUGCGUAGUGACAUAAGGUGGUGGAUGAUACAGAACCAUGACAUUGAAUAGUUCACGUCAUGACUCUAAAGUUGCCUUGAUUUAUAGGCUCCACCGUCUCGUAAGGUUUGGGACAUUGUUAUCAGCUCAGCUGCUAGACCACCUUUAGAUCAUUUAUUUUUACAUAAAGUAAACAAAGCUUUUGUACAAAACCUAGCUGCUUUCUGUUACAAAUGCUCAAAUGAUCCAGCUAUAUUAUGAGAAACUGGCCUUGGCCACAAUGAAAUUAAAAGUGAAUUUUGGGCAGAUUGUAAAUUGUGCUAAGGCUCUGGAUUUUUUUAAAGCAUUCAGUAUGCUACUUAGUUAAAGCUAUGGAUUGUUUGGUUUUUCAAAGUCUUCAGCAUCCUGAUUCACCCUUCCUAACUUAAGGAAAACAUGACCUAAGACACUGCUUCUAAGUUUGGUUGUUCUUUAACGUGUGGAUACCAGAUCUCUGUGAGUGUAUGGGAGUGGGCUGAGGGUCAGGGUUGAGGAAGGAGAGUGUGUGCGUGUGUGUAUGUGACUUGCGUGUGUGACGUGUAUUUUGGACUGCUUCUAGGCUACUAUGUGUCAAUGGAAAAAAAUGUAUUCAAAAUACAUUAAUCAAAACUAGAAGACGGAGGAAAAAGAAGAUUUAUUCUAUACAAAGCCUUGUCUGGACCAUAGAGAGACUUCUAUUUUUUUAACCCUUCUAUAAAUAUUUGAUGGCACUUGAAAUAUUCCUGCAAUAAAAUGUGAUUUGUGUAAAGUAAAAAAAAAAAAAAAGAUUUUGUAAUGUGAAACAAAGAAAGAAAGUAAUGUAAUUUUCUAAAAAAAAAAUACAAACAAACAAACUUUGUAUUAUUUUCUUGAUGGAAUUUGUCUAUCUGUCUUUGGAAAACUUUUUAUUUCAUUGAAUGUGCCAUAGUAGACAUGUGUGUUUUUAGUUGUAGACUAAGGAAUAGCUAGCUGUUUGUGUUCCCACAUUCCAAAAUGCAAAACAACUUAGGAGAACCUUGAUGAAAAGGUGUCUGUAGGACGUAAGCUUCUCCUGUUGCUUUUUUGCACAUGUCUUUCAUUCCUCUCUAGUGCAAUAUAUGUACAUAGAGCACUUGCGGGUGUACCUUGAUCCCUCAGGGAAAAAUACAUAUUUGUACAGUUGUUUUGUUUUUUGGUUUUGUUUUUUGUUUUAUUUUUCUUUUGUUUUUGGCUAAGGAUUGUCGAUCGAAUCACUUGUUAUUGUUGAGAGGCAGCCAGAUAAUCAGCCUAAAGCCACUGUUCCAAACAUCAAUUGUUCAAGUCAUGUGUCCUUCCAAUGCUAUUUUAAAAUAAUAAUAAUAAAAAGCUAUUUUUCUGACAGUUCUUUGUGCUGACUGGUGGAAAACAAAAGGGGAAAAAAAAAAAAAAAAAAAACAAAAAAAAAAA